CCACCACCCAUAGAUUUCUCUCUAUAUAAUUAAUCCCUUCUUCCAAUUCUUAGUUGUAUCCAAAAAAGGAAAGCUUCUCUUACGCAAGCAUUCUCUUCCAGUUUCUCUUUUUAGUACUCCCCCAUGGAAACACAGGUUGAUAGCUUAUGGUGUUUAGCUCUUCUCUCCCAAUGCAAAUCUCAAAAUACCCUUUUCAUUACUUUUUUCAUUUGCAUGGUUUGGCUAGCCAUGGCUUUGUGCUACUGGGCUCAUCCUGGUGGCCCUGCUUGGGGUAAGUACUGGCUCAAAGAAACACGUAAAUGUAAAUCCAAACAAAUUCCUGGUCCCCGAGGCUUACCGCUUCUUGGCAGCAUGAACCUAAUGACCAACUUAGCCCACCACAAAAUAGCAGCCAAGGCUAACCAGUUCAAAGCUAAAAGACUCAUGGCGUUUAGCCUCGGAGAAACUAAGGUUAUUGUGACGUGUAAUCCUGACGUAGCUAAAGAAAUAUUAAACAGUUCUGUGUUUGCAGAUCGUCCAGUCAAAGAAUCUGCUUACGGACUUAUGUUUAAUAGAGCAAUCGGGUUCGCUCCGUUUGGUGUUUAUUGGCGAACCCUAAGAAGAAUUGCAGCUACUCAUCUUUUUUGCCCUAAACAAAUCAGCUCAACGGAGUCACAGAGGUCAGAUAUUGGUUCUCAAAUGGUGUCACUCAUUGCAUGUCAUAAAGGAGAUUUUCAAGUCAGAGAUGUACUAAAGAGUGCUUCACUUAACAACAUGAUGUGCUCUGUAUUUGGUCGUAAAUAUGAACUGGGUUCAUCCAAUAGUGAAACGGAAGAACUCGGAGGCCUUGUUGAGGAAGGUUAUGAUCUGCUAGGGAAGCUCAAUUGGUCUGAUCAUCUUCCUUGGAUUGCAAGUUUUGACCUACAAAAGAUCCGGUUCAGGUGUGGAAGAUUAGUUCCUAAAGUUAACCGUUUUGUUAAUCGGAUUAUUAAAGAACACAGAGCUGAUCAUGGUCAGCUGAACAGCCAAAGAAAACAAGAUUUUGUUGAUGUUUUACUCUCUCUUCAAGGACAGGACAAGUUAUCAGAUCAGGAUAUGGUUGCUGUCCUUUGGGAGAUGAUUUUUAGAGGAACAGAUACCGUAGCAGUUCUAAUAGAGUGGAUACUUGCAAGAAUGGUAUUCCACCCUGACAUUCAAUCAAAAGUUCAUUUUGAACUUGACCAAGUCGCGGGAAGAUCAAGGCCGUUGAAAGAAUCAGAUGUACAAUUGAUGAUUUACUUGCAAGCAGUUGUCAAGGAAACUCUCAGACUUCAUCCACCUGGCCCACUUCUUUCAUGGGCCCGCUUGGCCAUAACAGACACUACUAUUGAUGGAUAUGAAGUGCCUGAGGGGACCACAGCGAUGGUUAACAUGUGGGCCAUAACAAGGGACCCGCAAGUUUGGGUGGACCCACUCAGGUUCUGGCCAGAAAGAUUUGUACGGAACAGCAGUACUAGUGAAGCUGGUGGAGUUGACAUGGAGAUUUCUGUCUUGGGGUCUGACUUAAGACUUGCUCCAUUCGGGUCGGGUAGGAGAACUUGCCCCGGAAAGGCAUUGGGUAUGGCGACUGUUUGUUUCUGGGUGGGGACGUUGUUGCAUGAGUUUGAGUGGGUUAAAUCAGAUCAUGACCCGGUGGAUCUGUCCGAAAGGCUAAGGCUUUCUUGUGAAAUGGCAAACCCGCUUAGUGUGAGAGUAUACCCUAGAAGAGGUUCAGUCUAAUACUAUAUCUAGCACAAUUAGUUAAUACACAUUACUAAUUUGGGCAUGUUUGAUUUAGUAAUUGGUGUGAGACUGUGAGCUAUUAGAACUAUAAGACAAAAUUUAAUAGCUGAUUACAACACUACCAAAUUAUUUUAUUUUAAUUUUUCUAUUUUAACCGUUUGAUCAUCUGGUUACUGCUUUUUAUAUAUUGUCAAUCAAAGAUGGCCUAUAUCAUUAUAUCUAUGGGAGUAUAUGUAAAAAUUGUAAAUAUAUAAACAUUUAGUUUCAAUGAA
Molecule: messenger RNA, 2012 nt
Organism: Mercurialis annua (annual mercury)
Lineage: Eukaryota; Viridiplantae; Streptophyta; Magnoliopsida; Malpighiales; Euphorbiaceae
Product: cytochrome P450 78A3-like
Exons: 2
Coding region: 124-1737 (537 amino acids)
Molecular function (GO): monooxygenase activity; oxidoreductase activity, acting on paired donors, with incorporation or reduction of molecular oxygen; heme binding
Source: RefSeq, a predicted model, not a curated record